Etheostoma cragini (Arkansas darter) is the source of this 2564-nucleotide messenger RNA. It is a transcript of the gene slc43a1b, whose product is annotated as solute carrier family 43 member 1b. The record is from RefSeq and is a predicted model, not a curated record. Lineage: Eukaryota; Metazoa; Chordata; Actinopteri; Perciformes; Percidae. Bases 262 to 1983 code for a protein of 573 amino acids. Gene Ontology annotation, molecular function: L-amino acid transmembrane transporter activity; neutral L-amino acid transmembrane transporter activity. Gene Ontology annotation, biological process: transmembrane transport; neutral amino acid transport. The transcript is spliced from 15 exons.
UUGAGCUCCAUUUAUAGACAUACUGUACUGAGGGAGAGAGUGUGUGUCAAUGUGAGAGCACAUGUGCCAGUGAAUACAGCUGCCACAUGGAUAAGACACUUUAAAUCUACAAGGCAAAGAAAGUAACAAAGAAAGAUUAAACUUGAAACAGAAUCUAGAACUUUUUCCUAUUGGGGAACAAACAGCUGAAAACCGAUCGUGUUGAAUCCUCACUAUAUUGACACACAUUAUCUCGUGGAGGAACUCAACUUAUAAACUGUCAUGGCUCCCAGCUUGGCCCAGGCGUACAGGAGAAGGUGGUGGAUGGCCAUCACAGCCAUUGUAGAGAACCUGCUCUUCUCUGCGGUUUUGCUGGGCUGGGGCUCACUGCUCAUCAUGCUAAAGAACGAAGGCUUCUAUUCCCACAUCUGUAUUGAAAAUGAGACUGUCUACGCCAACGUGACUUCAAUCGAGAGUGUGGAGUGGCAAAGUUGUGUGGAGCAGGAAGAGAUAUUGAACCUUGGCUUUACCAUUGGCUCGUUCCUCUUGAGUGCAGCAACUUUACCCCUAGGGAUCCUGAUGGACAAAUUUGGGCCACGCCCACUAAGGCUCAUUGGCAGUUCAUGUUUUGCAGCCUCCUGUGCAAUGAUAGCUGCUGCUGCAUAUGACCCUGGAGUGUUGUCUGGCCUUAUCUUCCUCGCUGUCUCCUUUAAUGGCUUUGGAGGAAUCUGCCUGACCUUCACCUCACUUACGCUGCCUAACAUGUUUGGGAAUGUACGAUCAACCAUCCUCUCCCUGAUGAUUGGUUCUUAUGCUUCUUCAGCGGUCACCUUCCCUGGUGUCAAGUUGAUUUAUGACCUAGGCGUGUCGUUCCGCGUCAUCAUGUGGGUUUGGUCUGGUAUGGCCUGCAUGGUCUUCAUCAACUGCUUCCUAAACUGGCCUGGUGAAUCCUUCCCUGCACCUGAAGACGUCAGAUACACUAAAAAGGUAAAACUUAGUGGAGUUGUGACAGAGGACAAGAUGACAGGGGACAGGUAUAUCACCCAUGUGACUGUCAUGGAAGACAUGAUGGGACCUAAGCAGCCAGAACCCCAGCAAACAGACUCCCCAACCAUAACCCAGGACUCAGUGCCACUCUGUCAUUCCGUGUGCACUCCCAUCUUUCUGUGGAGUAUCAUCACCAUGGCAAUGACCCAGCUGAGGUUGAUCUUCUUUAUGGGUGCAAUGAACAAGAUGCUGGAGUUCCUGGUCACCUACGGCGACCCCAAUCCUUCUGAAGAGCUGCAGUUGGAGGUGGAGGAACAAGUUGGUUUCUACUCAUCUAUCUUUGGUACAAUGCAGCUGUUGUGUCUACUUACAUGUCCUAUGAUUGGCUACAUAAUGGACUGGAGGUUGAAGGAGUGUGAAGAAGAAAAUGCAAUCACACUAACAGAGCAGAGCCUAUCAGAUCCUCCAAAGAGAGAUAGAAAGAUCCAGAAACUGACCAAUGCCAUGAGAGCUUUUACCUUCACCAACCUCCUAUUGGUCACCUUCGGAAUAAUUUCAAUGAUUGACAACCUGCCCAUACAGGUGGUGUCAUUUGUUCUGCAUACCAUAGUGAGAGGAUUUAUUCACUCCUGCUGUGGAGGUCUCUAUGCUGCUGUGUACCCAGCCAACCACUUUGGAACAUUGACAGGCAUGCAGUCAAUGAUCAGUGCUGCUUUCGCUUUGCUUCAACAGCCAUUGUUCAUACUGAUGGUGGGACACCUCAGUGGAGAUCCUUACUGGAUCAAUUUGGGCCUUCUCAUCUGCUCCCUGGCUGGCUUCCUGUUGCCAGGCUAUCUGUUCUAUCAUCGUAGAAACCUGAUCAGGGCGAAAGCUGAGCGUGAUAGGUUGGCCGCCAGCCAAUCUAACAAAGAGAAUGCUCCUCUAACACAUUCAGAUAGGGGAACUGCUAAUAGCCAAGCCAAUGGGCAUGCAGCUAUUGAUUACACACAAAAUGGGCAUACUAUUCAAGAUGAUUGAUCAAACAAUUUUUCAUGAUUACUGUUUACUCCAUAUUGAACCAUUAACUAUGACAUCUAGCAACAAAAAAACAAUACACGGUUCAAACAUAUUGAGCAUUAGUAUCACAUCACAGCAACGUUUAAUACUCUUUGACCUUUCUCUAAUUCCAUUUACAAUGAUAUGUUAACGUUCACAACAUGAAUUUUAGUUAGUCUAGUUUACAUGCUGUGUAUUGGGAUUUCCUUUCCCCACAAACAUGAGACUAUGUAAGAAAUAGACAUUCUUACUCUACAAAUGGAAAGUUGAAUUCAUAAAUAUUGAAACAUACGUUUGCUCCAUUUAAUACGUUCAGUUGUUUUGCUUCUCCCGCCUCACUUGAUCCACUAAGACCAGUAGCUUUGGCUUGCCAAAUGUUAGCUAGUGUCCCAGACUUUUGCUGGAUAUUGCUUUAUAAUCAGUAAGCCUCUUACUUGACUUUAUCACUCUUCUCCAAGUGCGAUUAUUUUGCUAUUGACUCUCAUGGUAAUAGUGGCUACCAUUUCCCAAGAAUACAGUCUAGCUUUAAGUUGUGAUGUUAAGAUAAUGGACCUAAACAUAAG